AUGUCAAAAUGUGAUGAUGAGAGGUUUGAAGCUCUCAGAAUUGCAUGGAUGAUGAAACACAAUAAAACAGAUAAGGAUGUCAUAAAAGAAAUUCAAAAUGAUGUUAGCGAUGAUGACGGCGAAAUUCAAUACGAUGAAUUGUAUCAUGAUUUAGAUGACGAACGGCGCGUCAAAGAUAUUCCAGAAGGAAUAGAAUUUGAACAUGAUGCAAUUGUUCACUUACUUAUGGAUGAACAUGAAAUCGAGCCAUUUUCCUUAGACGAAGAAUUGAAACUCAAGCAAGACAAAAACGGAAAUUUAAUUCCUGAAGAUGAUGAUCAAGAAAUAUUUAUGAAUGAAGAAAAUAAUUCUGAUCCAGAGGAAGAAAUUCAAGAACAAGUUACAGAAUUGCAAGCUGGAAUAUCAGCAUGUGAAAAAAUACUUGAGAUCCUUCAAAAUGGCGGCACUGUUUAUGAUUUAUUAUCAGAUAAAAAAAUCGACCAAGACACGUUUUAUUUACUUACCGAUAGUGCGACUAUUCUAUCAUUUUUGAACGUUCCCGUCUACCAAAUGAACGCAACUUCACUUUUCCAAGCAAAAUUGAAGCUCGAAAACAAAUUACAAGAAUUGUCAUAG
Molecule: messenger RNA, 615 nt
Organism: Trichomonas vaginalis G3
Lineage: Eukaryota; Parabasalia; Trichomonadida; Trichomonadidae
Exons: 1
Coding region: 1-615 (204 amino acids)
Source: RefSeq, a predicted model, not a curated record